Molecule: messenger RNA, 737 nt
Organism: Cylicocyclus nassatus
Lineage: Eukaryota; Metazoa; Nematoda; Chromadorea; Rhabditida; Strongylidae
Source: the annotation of a GenBank genome assembly
AUGUUUAUUUUCGAUGUACAAGAAGGAGUAGAGGUCCGCUUUCGCUAUGAGAUUCCUAGGAAAGAUAGCUCCGAAUGGAUAUCAGCGAUUGAUAAGUGUUUUGAAUCUAUAGAUUUGCCUAUCGUCGGCAAAGAUCGAUCGGAGUACGACAGGAGCAUAUCAGAGAUACUAGUUGAUGAGAAAUCUCUGCGCAUCCCUAGUGUCAAAGUGAGGAUAUUCAAAAGAGGGACGGAUUUCCAUAGUGGUGUUAUCUGGGAAGGAGAUGAUAAAUCAACAGAAUGUUUUGUAAACGAGGAGAAAAAGGUCUACCAUUACCUCCUGAAUGUUCUUGAAAUGGCUUCUUCGAAAGGUAUUCGCGAGCUUAUGAUUCGAACUGAUUCUGCCAGAUUAGUGUUGUCAGCGGAGAAUUGGCUUCCGAUAUGGCACCGCAAUGGUUGGCGAAAUUCGCUGCAUAAACCUAUAGCAGAUGCAGACUUAUGGAAGAAGAUAUGGAGAUUAAAGAAGAAAGUAAAGGUAUUUUGGCAGCUCAUGGAUCCACCUAAUGAAGAUGACAAGAAAGCGGCCGAGAGAUUAUCUGCAAAAUAAUAAAAAAAAACUACUGCACAUUAAACUGAUCUCGAACCGCAGUCGCUGCAUCGACCUUGUUAUGAAAAAGCUCUUUUAUACGCAAUAAUGUUACGUGUUGAGAAUUUAUAGGUAGCCUUUUCAACUACCUACCCAAUAAAAAUUUGAUCCAU